AUGGACAUAAAUAUCAAUGUCACCACAACUGAUCAAAGCCCUAAUAGUAGUAAUAAUAAGAUGUAUAGAGGGGUGAGGAAGAGAAAAUGGGGAAAAUGGGUAUCUGAAAUUAGGCUUCCAAAUAGUAGGGAGAGAAUAUGGUUAGGAUCAUAUGACACACAAGAAAAAGCAGCUAGGGCAUUUGAUGCAGCCCUAUAUUGUCUACGUGGUCCUCAUGCAAGUUUCAAUUUCCCUAACACACCUCUUACCAUCAAUGUAGCUGUGAAUCAUGGUGUUGGUCAUCAAUCUCUUUCACCAGAAGAGAUUCAAGACGUUGCUGCUAAGUUUGCAAAUGAGUCACCACCAAUUGAGCUCACUCACGAAGAUGAUCAACAAGUACCUUCAGAAGCACAAAAUGAUACCAUUUCCAAUCAUUCUUAUUCAUGCCCACUUAAUGAUAAUGAUGGGAGGGUGCAAGUAGAUUAUGGAGACUUGAGGAGAAUGGAUUGGAAAUUUGAGGAUAUGUUUGAUGACUUGAAUGGGGUUGCUAAUUGCUCUAAUUUGUAUGGGCAAGAAAAUAUGCAAUACUCAACACAACUUGUUGAAGAGGAUAAUGUGGACCAAAUUGAAUGUGAAGAUACUUUUUCUGAUCAUUCAUUCCUUUGGAGUUGGAACUUUUGA
Molecule: messenger RNA, 660 nt
Organism: Medicago truncatula (barrel medic)
Lineage: Eukaryota; Viridiplantae; Streptophyta; Magnoliopsida; Fabales; Fabaceae
Product: ethylene-responsive transcription factor ERF018
Exons: 1
Coding region: 1-660 (219 amino acids)
Biological process (GO): regulation of DNA-templated transcription
Molecular function (GO): DNA-binding transcription factor activity; DNA binding
Source: RefSeq, a predicted model, not a curated record